AUGCCAUCUCCCCCACCAUUUCCAUCGCCUCCAUCACCACCAUCGAACCGAUCAACCUCCUCACCACCACACACCCCACCAGACCGUGAAAGAGAUCGUGUACCAGAUCCACCCCCAACUCCCCGCCCAGCCCCCCGUCGAAUGGUACCACAACCCCGGCCCUUCUCCCAUGCACCACCAGUCAUUCCUCCUCUUCCUCCGCCACCACAGGAAGGCUACAGCGGCAUUUUAAUCCCAAGCACGCCCCCACCACCAGCCUCACCACCAUCCCACGUCCCCUUCUCCCCUCACGACCCCUCUACACAACCAGAAGCCCAAAAGCCUCCACGUAGAGCCCUCUGGAUCACAUACACAAAAUGCGGGCACAGGAUGCGCGUGCUACUGCCGGCGGGAAGCAAGCUCGCUGAACCAUCGCCACCUGAUCCCACUGAUGCGGACACCAGCACCACCAACGGCAACAGAAACGGCAACAACCCACUUCCCCCGGCCCCACCAGCUCGGGGUAGAGCACGCUCCAACGCAAUCGCCGGCUCACGCCCUGCACUCUCUGAACUACAGGCGUCAGCGCCCCCGGAGUCCGCUUUACCUGAUUCCGGCGACGGUGCCAAAGCGAAGAAGACCAGCGAAAAUGAGGAUGUGAGGUACAUGAACUCCGAAUGCCAAGACUGCCUUCGAAUCGCGGCCGUGAAAGCCGAGCUCGUUAUUUGCGAGAGAUAUUCGGGGCGGAUUACGUCACUGUCGAUUUGGAUUGAGGGGAUGGUGCCCGGAUCUGUUAAGGGGGAUUCAGAAGAUAGGUGGAGGAGCGCUAGUGCUAUAAUCGAUGUGCGCGCUAUUAAAUGUGCCGAGUUGGAUGAAGCCAAGGUUAACCGCACCUCGGAGAUCAAGAAAGCGUGGCGGGAGUACGAAGACUUGUUUGGGCUACGACCUCAGACGCCAAAUUCGGAGGGUGAAGAGCCGGAUGGCAUGUCAGUGGUCGAUGACGGGAUAUCGAAUCCUGAAGGUGCUUCUGGAGCCUCGGCGGAUGAGGAGGGCGAGUGGAGCGGAAGAUCGGCGGAGGGAAGCAGCGUGGGUGGGGAUGUGGACUCAGAGGGUCCAAAGAGCCCCAAUUGUUCUGCUGGGAGUGGCGAUAUUGAUAAAGAUGGUGAGGUAGAUUCAAGCAGGGGGGCGGAGAGGUACAAAGAAUUGGAUAUCGAUGACAGGUCGUCGACGAAGGAUGGAAAGAAUUCGGCUGCCGCAGUAGGUCGCAUGUCUCGAAAGGCUUACGAGGGCGCGUGCAAAACGGGCGCUCUGCUAGGCCGGGUCCGAGAAAUGACAGAGAGCAUCGAAGAGGAGCUGGAUGACUAUCGUGCCGUUCAAAACGAGGAUGGAGUGUUAAGUGACGAGAAAGCCCAAGUAAACGCCGUCCAGCGUCAAAUUGAUGGGGUGAAGAUUCUGAUUAAUCGCCGCCUUGACAGAGGUCGUGGAAAAGAGCCGAGCGAUGGACCGGGCUCUUUGAUUAAUAUGAUUGCGGAAAUGAACAAGGGAAUCAGUGAUUUAUAUGAAAGAAAGAGAAAGCGCGAGCAGAGAGGCGAAGACGCUAGCGAGGAUGAUGGUGAGGAAGGGGAGCAGCCAAGCCAUAGCCACCUACCAUUGAAGACGCCUGGCCAUCUAAUGCAAAAGAAAACCCUCCCGUCAGAGAAACAAAAGAGUCAACGGACCCGUGAUGCAGAUAUUGUGAAUGCCGCGGCCAAAAGAUCCGAGAAAUAUGCGAUCACCGCCUACCGCCAGGGACAUCAAGGCUAA
Bacidia gigantensis is the source of this 1782-nucleotide messenger RNA. RefSeq lists its product as uncharacterized. Bases 1 to 1782 code for a protein of 593 amino acids. The record is from RefSeq and is a predicted model, not a curated record. The transcript has 3 exons. Lineage: Eukaryota; Fungi; Ascomycota; Lecanoromycetes; Lecanorales; Ramalinaceae.